Messenger RNA from Linum tenue, 1951 nucleotides. The record is from the annotation of a GenBank genome assembly. Lineage: Eukaryota; Viridiplantae; Streptophyta; Magnoliopsida; Malpighiales; Linaceae.
AUGGUCAGCCAAUCAACGAUCCAAAAUCGACCACCGCCUUUCUCUCAUCCAACAGCCCCAGAAACUGAGACGCCGCGACACACGGGAUCAUACCCACGUCCACAGUUUGGCUUUUCUUUACGGCUUCCGAAACCUCACCCUCUGCUGCUUCACUUUGUUGUUUCUUCUCCCCCUUCUCUUACUCCUUUUUCACGGCCACAUUCCCCCAAAAGCAGCUCCGCUAUUACCAGACUAACCUCGCCGGGAUCUCUCUGCCAAGGCGUCAUGCAGUCUGCCGCCGACGAAACCGCUGCUCGAUCGCCGCUUGAGAAGCCGCUCCACCAGCUCACUGAAGAUGACAUUUCUCAGCUCACUCGCGAAGAUUGCCGCAGAUUCCUCAAAGAGAAAGGGAUGAGAAGGCCGUCGUGGAACAAAUCGCAGGCAAUCCAGCAAGUGAUCUCGCUGAAAACCCUACUUGAAGCUCCGCCGGAGUCCGACGACGGCCAACCUCCUCCGCGCAGGCGCUACAUUCCCCGUCCCGAUAACGGCCAUCGUGCCCCUGCAAAUCCCUCUGUUUCGGUGAGAGUAACCGCCGCCGAUUCUCCGAUCUCUGCCCCUGCCGAAGAAUCUGCUCCUUAUCGCCGGCAUGAUCCUCCGCUUAAUGACAUCCCGGCAUCUGCUCCGGUCGUCCGUCACGCCGCCGCAGAUAAUGAUUCUGUCUCCCCCAGAAGUACAGGUGCAGCAGCAGCUACCGAGCAAGCAGGGCAGAUGACCAUAUUUUACUGUGGGAAGGUAAACGUCUACGAUGGUAUGCCAAGAGAUAAGGCUCGAGUUAUCCUGCAGCUCGCUGCAAGUCCACUCCCCUUGACUCAGGAUAGUUCACCUGAUGGCAAUCAACCAGUAUGGGCAUUUCCUGGCCAAUCAGAAACUCAAGGUCCCAAAGCAGCUUCAAUUUCAUCAGCAUUGGGCUUCCCUUCCAUGCAAACUGGUUCAAAUAUUCAACAAGUGCAGUAUUAGUGUUAGUGAAACUGGCAGAAAACUGUCAGCUGCAAAGAGACAACUGCCAGUUAACUCCUGAAGUCAACCAAGAAGGCCCUGCGAGUAGAAAAGCAUCGGUGCAGAGAUAUCUGGAGAAGCGGAAAGACAGGUGUUGAAGGUUCAAGCACAAGAGAAAAGUAGGCAUGCCCUGUGCAACGGCUGCUAAUUUGGACAUUUACUACUUAAACAAUCGGAUGGGCGAUCAAGUCUUAAAUGAACACUGGAGCUCAGGUGAUGCUUGCUCCUCUCCUCAAUCAAUGCGGUGCAUCUCAGUUGAGAACCCAGCAAAGCACUCCAAUCUCGCUGCUGAUCUUGGUGCCAAAGAUGUGCAAGAAUGUUAGCUGCUGGGGAGGAUAAAGCAAUCUUGGUAACCAGUUAACUCUUCAGCCCACAUCAAAGGCUUGUAAUUUGGUGCAGUGGCUUUUAAUAAAAACCAGUAGUGGUCCAGGAGGAAGGCAUCUGGUUGUUUGUUGCUUCCUUCCUGGCUAGAGUACUUCCAAGCAUUUAGUCUCGUCGUUGUAGAGUGAGCAAUGUUGCGGCCAGCAGAUACCAAGAAAGCAGAGUCUAUGUACAACACAGGUUGAGUGCAAAGUGCUUUGAAAUCGGUAACUUGGGUAGUUCCAACUUCCAAUCUCAACCCUACAUCUCUCUAAUGACACAAUUUACAUGGGAUGGAUGGUGAUGAUACUCUAACCAUUCUGGUUCUGGAUAGCCUCAUGUGGAGAUCACCGGGAACUCCAUUCAAGUUCCAACCCUACUCAGGGAAAUGAAUGCGGCGAAAUUGGAUGUAGGGACGAUAAUCGGUAGACUUUUUGGAUGACACAUGAAUAUUAUCGGUAGACUUAUUGGAUGAUACAUAUGAAUAUUAGGGAAUUGCUAUUUAUCACCCUAAAACUCCUUAUUAGUCGUCCUGUUAAUUUUACUCUAGUGCCCU